UAUACUUUGGACCUCCGCCCCGUCGGUUUUUUUAAGAAAAAUGGCUGUGAAGCUGUCAAAAGCUAGCUUGUUACCUUCUUUAAAUAAUGAUCGAAGUGAUGAACUAAAUUUUCGGAAAGAUGAAAUUGAACACUUUGAAAAUUUAUUGAAGUUUGCCGCUUCCAUCUGUCCUUCUUCAGUAGAACCAAAGACGAGUAGUCAGCAAGUCGAGGAUAUAGAAAAGGCAAUAUACAAGCUUUCUGAGUGGUAUUCUCUUCAUAAUUGUCACUCUAAGUUGGAAACCAUGAUUAAGUCAAGUCGGGGAUUCCUUACGAGAUUAUCUAAAUCAAAGUCGGGGAAGUUGAUGCGGACUAUGGUGGGAUCUUAUUUGGAUAUGGAAGGCAUAACCGUUGCCAUUGCUAUUGAUCUUUGCAAAGACUGCGUCGAGUGGUGUCAGAAAGAAAAACGCUCUUUUCUUAGGCAAUCCGUGGAGUGCCGCUUGAUUGCUUUAUACCUGGAAAACAAAAGCUACACAGAGGCUCUUGGUCUAAUCAAUAAAAUUACUAAAGAGCUAAAAAAGCUGGACGAUAAAGCUUUGCUUGCGGAAGUCCAUCUAUUGGAAUCCAAAGCUUAUCACUCGCUGUCCAAUUUGACCAAGUCGAGAUCCGCUUUGACCUCAGCAAGGACCGCUGCUAACGCCAUUUACUGUCCUCCUCGCUUGCAAGGUGCUCUGGAUCUCCAGUCCGGCAUACUAAAUGCGGAAGAAAAGGACUUUAAAACGGCCUAUUCGUACUUUUAUGAGACUUUUGAAUGUUACGAUUCCAGCGGGGAAGCCGAGUUGGCCACGACGCCGCUCAAGUAUAUGCUUCUUUCUAAGAUUAUGCUCAACCUGCCGGAAGACGUAGAGAGCAUCAUCAAUAACAAAAUUUGCAGCAAAUAUGCAGGAAAACACAUGGAAGCCAUGAAGGCGGUGGCCUCCUCGUUACGCGAUCGCUCAUUGGAUAAAUUUAAAUCCGUCUUGGCCGAGUACCCCAAUGAGUUGUCGGAGGACCCAAUCAUUGUUUCCCAUUUGACCGAUCUUUACGAGACAAUGUUCGAGCAGAAUCUUUUUCGGAUCAUCGAACCGUUUUCACGAGUCGAAAUAGCGCAUAUUUCUGCGCUUAUAAAUAUUCCUGUUACUGUUGUAGAAGAAAAACUUUCCAAAAUGAUUCUAGACCAAAAGUUUGCAGGAGUGCUUGAUCAACGCGCUGGUUGUCUCAUCGUCUAUGACUCAAAAGUCGUGGAUGAAUCCUAUUCCGUCGCUUUGCAAUCGAUUAUCCAUAUGAACAAAGUUGUGGAUUCUCUCUACGCCAAAGCUCAGCAGCUCACCCACUGGAACUAAUUCUUUUGGAAUUUGUUAUAA
Zophobas morio is the source of this 1381-nucleotide messenger RNA. RefSeq names its product 26S proteasome non-ATPase regulatory subunit 11A-like. Gene Ontology annotation, cellular component: proteasome regulatory particle, lid subcomplex. NCBI's taxonomy places the organism in Eukaryota, Metazoa, Arthropoda, Insecta, Coleoptera, Tenebrionidae. The coding region runs from base 41 to 1360 and encodes 439 amino acids. The transcript is spliced from 10 exons. The record is from RefSeq and is a predicted model, not a curated record. Gene Ontology annotation, molecular function: structural molecule activity; protein binding. Gene Ontology annotation, biological process: ubiquitin-dependent protein catabolic process.